This is a messenger RNA of Dreissena polymorpha, 5053 nucleotides long. Its product is annotated as 4'-phosphopantetheine phosphatase-like. NCBI's taxonomy places the organism in Eukaryota, Metazoa, Mollusca, Bivalvia, Myida, Dreissenidae. The transcript is spliced from 17 exons. The coding region runs from base 163 to 2571 and encodes 802 amino acids. Gene Ontology annotation, biological process: coenzyme A biosynthetic process. Gene Ontology annotation, cellular component: nucleus; cytosol. Gene Ontology annotation, molecular function: pantothenate kinase activity; ATP binding. The record is from RefSeq and is a predicted model, not a curated record.
GUUAUUUAGUCGGAAUGUUUGUUUACAUUCUGGGUUAGACCUAUUGAUGAAUUUGUCGUCUAUAUGAUUGCACUUCUUUCGAAAGCAUUUACGUAUUGUUGAUUAUUUAUUCAUUAAAAAAACAACCUUGUCAGUAUUUUGGUCUACUCCAAACAACUGGCCAUGUUUGCCUCAGAGACGGUUGAAACCAGGGUAAAAAGCAUCCAGUUACCUGAUGAAAAUGUUUUCAAGAACCUGAAGACUGCACGACGUUUUGCAAUCGACAUAGGUGGAUCGUUGGCCAAGCUUGCAUACACUGCGACCGUGCAACGGAAGACAUCCAGGGUUCUUGAGGAUGACAAGGAUGCAGACAGUAUCUACCAGGUAUCAGACACUAACGAGACGGUGGUGAGGCUGCACUUCGUAAAGUUUGAGACGAAGUUUAUCGAGGGAUGCCUGGACUUCAUUCAGAGCCACAUCAGAGGCGUGCACAGCUCGCUGCGGGAGAUGUGCCUCAAGGUCACAGGGGGCGGGGGGUACAAGUAUGAAGAGCUGAUCAGCAGGAAGCUUGCUGUCAAAGUUGACCGAGAGGAUGAGAUCACAUGUCUGAUCAAAGGCUGCAACUUCCUGCUGAAGAACAUCCCAGACGAGUCGUUCAUAUACCAGCGCCAUGGCUCUCCAGAGUACAAGUUCCAAGGUGUUGACCUCAACAUUUUCCCCUACUUGCUGGUCAACAUUGGGUCAGGGGUGAGCCUUAUCAAGGUCGAGUCUGAUAACCAGUUUGACAGGAUAGGAGGGACAGCCACAGGGGGAGGAACAUUCUGGGGCCUCGGAUCUCUACUCACCAAAGCCAAGACAUUUGAUGACCUCCUACUGCUAGCAGAGAAGGGGGACCACCGUGAAGUGGAUAUGCUGGUCAAGGACAUAUAUGGAGGCGCGUACUCUCUAAUUGGUCUACCCGCAGACCUCAUUGCUAGCAGCUUUGGGAAGGCUGCACGCUCGCCACGGAAGAGCUCUCAUAAUAAUAUAGAGGAGACACAAACACAAUUCAAGGAGGAGGACCUAGCUAGAAGUCUCCUGCUGUCCAUCAGUAACGAUAUCGGCCAGAUAGCGUACCUCCAUGCGCGCCUGCACGGGCUGAAAAAGAUCUACUUUGGAGGCUACUUCAUCCGUGGUCAUCCCCUUACCAUGCACACCAUCACGUAUGCCAUCAAUUAUUGGUCCAAGGGAGAGAUUCAGCCCCUUUUCCUGAGACAUGAAGGCUACCUGGGGGCCAUAGGGGCCUUCCUGAAAGGGGCUGAAGAAGAUGGUACGCUACAGAAUGCAGAGAAGUACUCCUGGGAGGAGAACUUUGCAGGCAGCUCGGGUCUUGCCCAGUCUUCACGUGUACUUCAGACACAGAAUUCAAACUUUGAUAUGCUGGAGCUGGACCGUCUGGAGAAGGCCACCCUGCCGUUUCCCCUGCUGCUGGACCCUGACCUCUACCAGCCUGACACCGUGGACCUCACCCAGGACACCCAGGCCAGACAGUAUUGGCUGCAGUGCUUCAUUGAUGGGACUAAAAAGCAAGAGGAGCAGGCGAUCAAGUCCCAGUCUCAGGAGGAGGACGCUGUGACGCGGGCGGCCAUGUUCAGGGAGCAAUACCUCGCCAGACUGGAGGCAUUGAAACUGAACCCUUGUGCCUUCGGUUCCCUGAAUGUGCGAGGUCUACUUGACAUGCGAAGUCACAUUUUGAAGGAGUUCAAUUUCACAGAUUCGUAUUCACAGCAAAAGCAGUUGGAGAAUGAGCAGGCGUUGCGCUGCCUGGCAGACCGCCUACAGACCCUGGACGGGAUAUCUGACCCAGGGGACCGGGCUCUGGAGCUUGCCCGUGGACUUCUGGCGGGCAACGUGUUUGACUGGGGUGCAAAGGAGGUUGCCGAUAUCAUGGAGACUGGAGAGUUGAGGUUUGAAGAUGCUGAGGAGAAACUGCAAGUGCGACCAUGGCUCCUGGAUGACUUUGACGCCUGGCUGGGAAAGCGUUUGAACGGUCACACCUAUCACUGUGCGGCCAUCUUCUGUGAUAAUAGUGGAGCAGACAUCAUACUAGGGGUCUUUCCUUUUGUCAGAGACUUGCUCAAAUCUGGGUCAAAGGUGAUACUGUGUGUGAACUCUCGACCAACCCUCAACGACGUCACCUACCAAGAGCUACUGAUCCUGCUUCGACGUGUUGCGGCCAUUUGUCCAGUUAUCUGUGAGGCUGCGGAGACGAACCAGUUGGUUGUCAUGGCAUCAGGUCAAGGGUCACCUUGCCUGGAUCUCAGGUAUAUAGAUGAGGACCUUGUCUCCAUGUUGAAGUCAGAAGGCACUGAUCUAGUUGUGAUAGAGGGAAUGGGACGCGCCAUACACACAAACUUUGAUGCACGGUUCACGUGUGACUCCCUUAAGGUCGCAGUGCUAAAGAACCGGUGGCUUGCACAAAGGUUUGGCGGAGAUAUGUUCAGUGUGGUGUUUCGUUUUGAGGAGGGAAGUCGUCUGAAUAAACAGCCUGGAACCUGUCAAGAUGAGCGGACUGGAAUCUAUGAGAAUAAACAGCAUGGAACCAGUCAGUAAGAGCAGACUGGAUCCAAUUAUGAGAAUAAACAGCCUGGAACCAGCCAUUCAAAAUGAACAGACUGGAACCGAUCAAAAUAUACAGCUUGCAACCCGUCUUUAUGAGCAGCUCAGAACCAGUCUCAAUUAAGCAGACAGGAUCCAGUUUAAAUAAACAGCCUGGAACCAGUGGUAGCUGAUAGAUUGUGAUGAACUUUUGACAUAAAAAUAUUUAUCAGCGUUAUCAUUUCAGCAGCAGCAACAGUUGUGUUUAAUAACUUCAGGUAGAUAUAAAAGUUAUUCUUGUGACAGUGGAAGGUGUGUAUGGAAAUAAGAUCCAAGCUUUCAAGAAGGAUUUUUUAUUUUUAAAGUAACUAGUGCAACUGUCAUGCUUAAUUGUUUAUUUUUGCUUCAUUCUCUAUCCUUGACACAGAUGUAAUAUAAACUAAGAAAAAUUUAACAAGCAGAGACAGAUUUCAUAUGAAUACGUAUAACUGUACUUUGAUAUAGCUUGUAAUGAAGAAAUGUGUGCCAUUUUGGUAGGCCAUAAGAUUUUAUAUUAAUCUUCAACAUCAUCAGCAGCAGCAACAACAACAGUCCUGUGCAUUCGAUCCUCAUCGUCAUCAUAUGAUCCACAUUUUGGGACAAUGGGACUGAAUGGAUGUGUGUAAAGAAUUGUCACAGAUUAGCAUGUGCAGUCUGAACAGACUAAUUAGGGAUGACACUAUCUGCUUGAAAUAAAUAUUUCUUUAAAGGGACAUCUCUUUAAACAAAAUCUAGUCUAGGCUGUAAGUGUUGUCCUUGAUAAAUCCUUUACAACAUAUAUAAGUAUUUUGACGCGUGUGUAGUCCCUUAGAAAGUUGCAUUUAAUUAAAUACCUUUCUUACAAAAUUCAAGUUUUAAAGGCUUCAUUUGCAACCCUUAGUUACUGAUGAGCAGCACACAUAAAACCUGAACAGACUGCCAGUUACUCGCAGGCUGUUUUGGGUUUAUGCUGGUUGCAAAACCCACUUUUUCACUUUGCUUCUUUUGGGGGAAAGGGUUAACCCGUGCAAACUGCACAGGUAAAUAUGGGACAAUACUUCACACGCAGGUAUCAAGCCUAGUUUUUCCAGUACGAGGUUCAUGUACAGUAUCAGCAACAAUAAAAACAAUCAAGCAGAGAUACGAGUAGCUAGUAACUUGACCCUUUCCCACUUAGAUAUGUAUUUUCACGCAGUUGUAGUCCCUCAGAAAGUUAAAUUUAAAUAAAGACCUUGUGAGCAGCAAACAGCAUAAAACGCAAACAGACUGCGAGUGACUCACAGGCUGUUCCGGACAAAUGUUCACUUUGCUUCUGAGUGGGAAAGGGUUAAACAACACCAGCAUGAAAGAUCGAUUAAAAACUUGUCAUGUUUUCCCGUAUAGUACAUAGUUGUAUUAAAGUACUAAGUGAAACAUGGCUCUGUAUGCUGAAAUGUGAAUGAUGUGUGUAAUAUUUUCUGUAUUUUCUUUGGACACCCUUUUUUUACUUCACAGGUAAAGAUGGCUUUAUUUUCUUCCAUUUUGUACACUGCAAUUGUUAUUCAAGUGAUUUAGUCUCAAAUAUUUUAGAGUAGAAUAAUUAUUUGUAAGAGUGUUCUUCAAGUUAUUUGGUGUAGAAGAUUUUACAGCAGAAUGAUUAUUCACAUUAGUGUUAUUCAAGUUAUUUUUGAGAAUAUUUUAAUGCUGAAUGAUUAUUCAGAAACAGUAUUAUUCAAAUUAUUUGGUAUAGAUUUUUUAAGUAGAAUUAUUAUUCAAAAGACUAUUAUUCAAGUUAGUUAUUUUGUGUGAAUAUUUUGAUGCAGAAUGAAUAUUUGCAAGUGUUAAAUUAAAGUUAUUUGGUCUUUAAUAUUUUAAAGCAGAACGCUUAUUUACACUGGUAUGUUUCACGUAAUUUUGUCUUGAAUAUUUAAGAGUAAAAUAAUUAUUCACAAAAGAGUUAUUCAAAUUAUUAUUUGGUCCAGACUAUUGUAAAGUGUUAUGAUUAUUAAAAAGAAUAUUUUUCAAGUUAUUUGGUCUUGGCAAUUUUAAAGCAGAUAACUUAUUCACAAUUCACAUUAUUUGGUGUACAAUAUAUUUGAAUAUUAUACCUCACAUAAAUUUGUUGUUGUUUUUUUGUCCAUUAUUUUGAAUAGUGACCGGUUAAGAUGCGCGCGAAUCUAGUCAGUGGGCGCUAUACAGUAUAUCGCUGGCUGACUGGAUGCGCGCGCAUCUAAAAGUGGCGACUUGAUUGUUAGUUAUUUGUAACAUUUGUGCAAGUUUAACAACGCAAAGAUUUUUUGAGUACUGUUUCCUUUGUUUACUAAAGUAUUCUUGUUUUACAUCAGUACAUCUCAUUAAUAGUAACUGAUAAAUUUUGUUGGAAUUUAUAUUGUGUUAUUUAUUUUUAUUUCUAUUGACAUUUAUCUGCACAAAAAUGUUCCUUAUAAUAUAAGAAAUAAAAAAACUCACUUCAGGCCCAAUGGCAGAAUAGUGACCAGCC